AUGUCGCAUGUCAUGAAUUUCACUGAAGGUCUCGGUAAAAUACAGUAUAGCAAUCUUCCUUUAUGGGUGUUUGAUAUCGCCAUACCCAUGUUUGCAGCAGUAGUGUUCCUCGUUGGUGUGAUCGGCAACGGCGUAGUUAUACUUACCAUGCUACGAUAUAAGAAAAUGCGGAAAUCUGUAACAAAUAUCUACAUACUGAAUCUUGCUCUGGCGGAUUUUUUCUUUUUCUUGGUUCUACCAUUCGUGGUCUAUUUCAACAGUUCUUUCGACUGGAUAUUCGGUGAAGUCAUGUGCAAGCUAACGAUGGGUCUUGAUGGAAUGAAUAUGUUUACAGGAAUAUUUACCUUAACAUCAAUGGCUGUAGACCGAUACCGAACCAUUGUUCGCUUAGUUGACACGAGAUCUUAUCGACGCAUUUCUAUAGCUAAGUUUACUUGUAUAGGGCUAUGGGUAGUGUCCCUGUUGAUCACGCUUCCACUUUGGUUUUACGCUGAGGUGGAGCCGCGUCGUGACAAUAUAUUGGUCUGCACUAUCCCGUGUCCCGUAGCAGUAAAGUAUGGUUUUAUGAUUACAGCGUUCAUUCUCGGGUUUGUCGCACCACUUGUUAUUGUAUGUGUAUGCUACACAUGGAUCGUGACUUUCCUUCGCAAUCGGAAGCAAUCGUUAACAAUAACGGCAAUAAAAAUUGGCAGAAUUUCCACAUUGGUGUUUGUAACAACAGGCGUGUUUGCCUGUUCGUGGUUGCCUUUCUGGAUUGUUCGCAUCGCCUUGUUAGCUACGCCGAAUGAAGAACCAACAAAAUCGAUGGAGACAGCAUACUACAGCAGUUUGUGUCUAACUUUCGCGAAUGGGUGCCUUGAUCCUUUCAUUUACGCCUGCUUUAAAGAAGAUAUAUAUCAAAAGAUAAGGAAACUUUGCUCUUGCUUCAAACGAGUGACAAAACCGGUUGAAUCCCAUUUAUAA
This is a messenger RNA of Saccoglossus kowalevskii, 963 nucleotides long. Its product is annotated as somatostatin receptor type 2-like. Lineage: Eukaryota; Metazoa; Hemichordata; Enteropneusta; Harrimaniidae. Gene Ontology annotation, cellular component: neuron projection; plasma membrane. Gene Ontology annotation, molecular function: G protein-coupled receptor activity; neuropeptide binding. Gene Ontology annotation, biological process: neuropeptide signaling pathway. The record is from RefSeq and is a predicted model, not a curated record.